This is a messenger RNA of Lynx canadensis (Canada lynx), 3308 nucleotides long. RefSeq names its product motilin receptor (gene MLNR). Gene Ontology annotation, cellular component: plasma membrane. Gene Ontology annotation, biological process: G protein-coupled receptor signaling pathway. The transcript is spliced from 2 exons. The record is from RefSeq and is a predicted model, not a curated record. Gene Ontology annotation, molecular function: G protein-coupled peptide receptor activity. The coding region runs from base 1 to 1284 and encodes 427 amino acids. NCBI's taxonomy places the organism in Eukaryota, Metazoa, Chordata, Mammalia, Carnivora, Felidae.
AUGGGCAGCCCCUGGAACAGCAGCGCCGGCGCGGACGGCGCGGACGGCGCGCUGCUGCCGUGCGACGAGCGCCUCUGCUCGCGCUUCCCCCUGGAGGCGCUGGUGCCUGUGACCGCCGUGUGCCUGGGCCUGUUCGCCGUCGGGGUGAGCGGCAACGUGGUGACGGUGCUGCUGAUCGGGCGCUACCGGGACAUGCGGACCACCACCAACCUGUACCUGGGCAGCAUGGCCGUAUCCGACCUGCUCAUCCUGCUCGGGCUCCCCUUCGACCUGUACCGCCUCUGGCGCUCGCGGCCCUGGGUGUUCGGGCAGCUGCUCUGCCGCCUCUCGCUCUACCUGGGCGAGGGCUGCACCUACGCCACGCUGCUGCACAUGACGGCGCUCAGCGUCGAGCGCUACCUCGCCAUCUGCCGCCCGCUCCGUGCCCGCGUCCUCGUCACCCGGCGCCGCGUCCGCGCCCUCAUCGCCGCGCUCUGGGCGGUGGCGCUGCUCUCCGCCGGGCCCUUCUUCUUCCUGGUGGGCGUCGAGCAGGACCCCGGCCUCGACGCGGUCCCGGACCUAAACGGCAGCGCCCCGCUCACGCCCUCGCCCCGCACCUCGCCGCCACCGUCGCACCCCGGGUCCUCGCGAGCGCCACCGCUGUCCCCCCCGUCGGGGCUCGAGGCCGCGGCGGCCGCGGCUCUGUUCAGCCGCGAGUGCCGGCCCAGCCCGGCUCAGCUAGGCGCGCUUCGCGUCAUGCUUUGGGUCACCACCGCCUACUUCUUCCUGCCCUUUCUGUGCCUCAGCGUCCUCUACGGGCUCAUCGGCCGGGAGCUGUGGAGGAGCCGGGGGCCGCUACGAGGCCCGGCCGCUUCCGGGCGCGAGAAGGGCCACCGGCAGACGGUCCGCGUCCUGCUGGUGGUGGUUCUGGCAUUUAUAGUGUGCUGGUUGCCUUUCCACGUUGGCAGGAUCAUUUACAUAAAUACGGAAGAUUCCCGGAUGAUGAACUUCUCUCAGUACUUUAACAUUGUUGCUUUGCAACUUUUCUAUCUGAGUGCAUCCAUCAACCCGAUCCUCUACAACCUCAUUUCAAAGAAGUACAGAGCAGCGGCCUGGAAACUGCUGCUGGCUACACAGUCCAGACAGAGAAGUUUCUGCCGAAGCAGGGACACCGAGGGGGACAUGGGAGGAGACGCUGCUGGCUACACAGAGACCAGCGCCAAUGUACAGACGUCGUCAACCAGUACCGCCAAGCAAGUCGCCUUGUCCCACAAUGCUGAGACUUCAGGGAAGACAGGUCUGUAGGGAAAUCAGGACUGAAGGGGACGGCGGGUGGGGGGCGGUACUGAUGCCCUCAGGAAGAGUUGGGAAGAGUGGUCAACAUUCUGCAAAUUGGUCACCAUGUCAACAUCAUGUCAACAACACGUCAGCAUGAUGUUCGUUUUUAAAACCAAGGUAUGCAAUUGAACCGCCUUCCAUUUUCCCCCCUCAAGGAUGUUCAUUUCAGACUCACGAAAUCCCACAUCACAAAAUGUGCUCUGGGAGGUUUUCUAAUUCUUCAUUCUCCUAGACUUUGGAAAUAGGAUUGCUCAUUUUCUGGGUAAUAAGAGAGAUGCUGCCAUGAAAAUUGUCACCUCUGAGAUCAGGGGUGUAUUUUGUUUUUAUGUUUUGGAUAUACACGUAAUGGUGCCUAUACAAGGAACCCAGGAUAAUAAGAGUUUUUAUUCAAGAAAUUACUUAAUGUCUAUAUAAGGUAGCAAAAUUGUUUAGAAGUAAGUGAAAGGAAUUCUGGGUAAAAGCCAAUGUGCAGCCGCCUCACUCCUGGCUCAGAACAAAUCAUAGAGUUUAGGAACAACACUGUCUUUCAGAACUGCUGUUCAUAUGCACUGUGUUGCAACCCACUUGUCCCCAACACUGCCCAUGGGGCUUGCCGGGCGCCAUUGCCAUGAGGUAACAAACCUGGGCACGGAAGCCUGAGAGCAGGGAGCUACAGCAGGACUUGGCUUCUUGAAAGAGUGACUACUAAUGACAUUUAUGAAGAUCUGAUUUGCCUCAGCUUGGUGGGAUAAGAGUUGUCAUCAUUCCUGUUUUACUGGUGAUGGAACUGAAUCUUACAUUUCCCAGACAGGAACUGGUGGGUCUGAGUCCGAACUCCAAUCUUUAAGAUUCUUACCCACUCCCACCCUGAGAAACUGCUCUUAGUGAAAAAACACAAGGGUCCACGGAUGCCGUCAAGGGUGAAGGAAAAUGUCUUGGGCAUUCUGACCAACAGCUCUGUAACUGUUUUGUGUUUUAGUUUAAAACACAGAACUGUCUUCAGAGGGCUGCGGUUGCCGCCUCACCCAGCUCCAGGGGGCCUCGUUCACACCACAGUCUAUAUGAAUGGCGCCCCCUGGAGGUGGGCAGGGUGCAGAGUGCUGAGUUGUAAACUACAAACGGUAAAGGGGAAAACCAGAGAGACUCUGCUCAACGUGCUGACAAAGUUCUGUCACGUUUCCAUGUAAUUAACUAAACACAGGGGUGCCUUCAAGUCCCCAUAAAGGAUGCUAACACCCUGGCCCUGCCCUCAACUGGUAUGGCAGAGAAGUGUCUCUUCUACACUGUUUCUCUGAGCUAGCGGCAGAAGCACAUAGUGGCCACUGGGGGCAGCAGGCCCUAAACUGUAUUCUGCAGUUUUUGGCGAUUAUUUGCAAAAAGGACCCUGUGGUCAAAUAUGGUGGGAAAGCACCACAUAGCUGCCCCCUCCUUGAGAGUCACCACAGCACAUAUCACACCAGAAGCCCCAGAUUGUUGUUUCACCCAGCAUUUCCUGGACUUACCACAGAGCCAACUCCCCAUCCCCCCUCCUCAGGAACUCUUAUGAAAUCUGGUGGCCUGAGCCACACUGUUGAGACAGCAGGGCUCUCACAGUGGAGGUGCCAGCCUUAUGCCACUGCCUCUGCUUGGGAGCACUAAGUAGGGACGUGCCGGAGCUCCUGCCACACAGUCUUUCCACGCAUGUGAGUGUCUCUUUGGGGCAGUCAGACCAGGCCUCUUCCCUAUGGAAGAUCAUGGUUAAGAACCUUACUGAUAUUUUAAGUGUAAAAUGUUACAGAUACGGAAGCAAAGGCCUCUCCUUUGAGCUUUUUUGGUCAGAUUAGAGAGAUGAGGGAUUUACAUCACACUUUCCUGUGACCCAAGUGUGUUCCCAGGCAUGGCAGCGAGGAGGAUCCCCCUUCUUUUGUCGCGUGGACCCUGGGAUGGAAUGUCUGAGGCCCAUCUCUCCUGCAGACCACUGUUUGCUUGUUUUUGAAAUGCUGGUCUCACCCAUCACUAGACUGUGAAAUCAC